ACGCUCCCCUUUGUACCGUAUAAGGACUGGGUUCCAGGCCAGUCAUAUAAAGAACACCCGCCUAUUUGCAUGCAUUAUAUCACAGAAUGGAAGUUGACGCUGAAUAAGAGAACAGCAGCGAAGCAAACCGAAGAUAACCUCGUGGUGGCUCCAAGUGCCUUCUGGAAUGAGGAGCUGGCAUCCAAGAUCGCCGAUAUCGUACAAUCGACCGGCAAGUCAUAUAAAGCCGAUGCAACCACGAUUGCCAUUUCCGUAAACGACCGUUCCGAGAGGGAUAUAACAAAGCACUUCAAAGAGUUGCAGAUUGACUGGCCGGUGGUGGAAAGACAACUU
Molecule: messenger RNA, 333 nt
Organism: Lasiosphaeria miniovina
Lineage: Eukaryota; Fungi; Ascomycota; Sordariomycetes; Sordariales; Lasiosphaeriaceae
Exons: 1
Source: RefSeq, a predicted model, not a curated record